Messenger RNA from Sus scrofa (pig), 1938 nucleotides. Lineage: Eukaryota; Metazoa; Chordata; Mammalia; Artiodactyla; Suidae. The record is from RefSeq and is a predicted model, not a curated record.
UAACUGCGCUGCCGCAUGCGUUGGCGCGUGCCACCCGGGGUCCGCUGCAGGCUCGGGUCCGAGGAGCCCGAGACAGCCAGGACUGGACCACUGAUCAGGGUCUCGCUGCCUGCCGCGCCCUCGGGGCCGGACACAUCCCGGUUCUGGAGCGGGCCCUUGAUCUCCGAGGCUGCACUUUGGGGCCUCUGCUCCCUCCUCCUUCCCUCCCUCCCUCCGGGGCCGCCCCCGCCCCCCUCCCGCGCUGACGUCGCCGCUGUCAAUCAGUCCGCGCCCGCCGCCCCCCGGGGAGGGGGCUCGAGGGUCCCCUGGCUCCACGGCCCCGGGACCCCGAGCUCCGAGCAGCGUGCCCGCUCCCCCAGCGCACGACCGGGUACCCUCCCCGCGGCCCUCGGGCCCCGCCGGCCAGCCCGGGGUGGAAGCCCCGCAUGGUUUAGAUUAGAGGGGCGGGAAGAGAGAGAGAGCGGCCCAGGCGCGCCGCGCGGCUCCCACCCGAGGCUCGACAACCCGGACGGCCGGACCGGAGCCGCCGCGCGGGCCGCACCCUGGGGCGCCGCACGCCGGGCCGGCGGGGCCGGGCCCACUUCCGAGCCGCAGGCCGCGGGGGCCGCCCGCUCGCACACGCCCAGGUCCGAGCCCGCUCCCUGCCCUGCCCGCGGUUUCUUCGUGAGCCGGCUCGGCAGCCGCAGCGCACACGCGCCCCACCGCCCCGCACGGCGGCUGCCGACCAUGCCCGCCUCACAUUCUCACACCUCCGCGCGCCGCCCGCGCUCGCUCCUGCUCUCGGGCUCCGGGCCCUGUCGCGACGGCCGGGCCUUGUCUGGGACCGGCCCCGCUGCUCACCAGCCCGCGCUCGUCCGGGCCCAGCGGGCAGCGGGCGCUGGAGUCCGCCGCGGGGGUCACGGGUGAAGGCCGGCUCUGCGCUCGGGCGGGGAGGAGGCCCGGCGGUCCGGCCCGGAGCGGCAGCGGCGGGGAGGUGCGGCGCCGGCCUGAAUCCGAGCCCAGGCCCAGGCUCCAAGGUGCCAGGGCUUGGCAGAGCCUCUGGGGGAAACUGCGGCCGAGGGCCAGGACUCUGCCAGCAGCUCCCCGAGAUCCCGGAGGGCUGAAGAGGAAGCCCAGUGCCUGCUCCAGUCUAGGAAGCCCAGCCGGCCUCGCGCCGAGCCAGCCGGCCUCUGUGCCUCAGAAAGCCCUGCCGCGGCACAGGCAGACAGAUCCGUAUGGACCUCAGCCCAUGCCCAAACCCCACAGCCUGUAACACACCCAGAACACGGGGCAAGGUAAAUUUCCCUAAGAGAUGGGGAGUUUCCACUGGGAGGAGAGAGAAAUGCGAAUGCACCCUUCCAGGGACAGAGAGCCUGGACUGGGUUUCAGGACCAUCGGGAAGAAAAGAACACGAGUGUAUCGCAAAUGUGGCGGCUUAAAAGAAAGCCAUGGAUUCUCUCUCGUGGUUCUGCAGACUGGAGUUUGGAAGCUCCGUGGCUGUGGAGUCAGGUUCCCACUAGAGGUUCUAAGGCAGAGUCCUUCCUGGCUCCUUCCAGCUUCUGGUGGCCCCAGGACUUCGUUGGCUUGUGAAAGUGCCGCUCUGACCUCUGCCUCAGUCUUCACGGGCCUUCCUCCUCCUGUCCUAUUUCUUGUAAGGACAACAGUCCAUUCUCUCAGGGCCCAUCCUACAUCCAAGAAGGCGUCGCCUCAAACUCCUGAACUUGAUUACAUCUGCAAAGACCCGAUCCACGUAAGGCCUCAUUCGCCGGUACUGGGGGGUAAGAUGUGGAUAGAUCUUUCUUGGGGUGGGGUGGGGGUGGGGUACAUAAUUCAACCCACUGGAGAAGGUGAACUGCCAAGAGUUUAAAAGACUCUAGCCCAGCGAGUUUCCAUCAUGGCACAGUGGAAAUGAACCCGACUAGGAACCAAGAGGUUGUGGGUUCAAUCCCUGGCUUCGCU